Molecule: messenger RNA, 1365 nt
Organism: Microthlaspi erraticum
Lineage: Eukaryota; Viridiplantae; Streptophyta; Magnoliopsida; Brassicales; Brassicaceae
Source: the annotation of a GenBank genome assembly
AUGGAGGUGAUACGGUCUCAGAAGCGAACAGCCUCAAACGACGCCGCUUCAAUUCCCACGCUUCCGUUGUAUUUUACAGCUCCACCGAUGGAAGUCCGAUUAGAAGAGUUCGAGCUCUUCGCAAUCGAUCGCCUACGAGUUCUGAAAGGGGUCUCAGAUGGAUUGGCCCGUGGGAAAAACCCUAAGGAAAUGGAUGAUCUGGUGUCUACUUUGUGGAAAGAACAUAUGAGACAUUCGGAUGUAUCUGAAAUGUUGAACAAGGAUAUAAUCUCACAUUUCGUUCUACGUCUCGUUUAUUGUAGAUCGGAUGAAUUGAAGAAAUGGUUUCUCAGCAUGGAAACUGCUCUUUUCCGUCAUAGAUUCCGGCUACAAAACUUUGAAGCUCAGAGAGCAACCGUGGGAGAGUUUGGACUACAGUAUAAGGCAGUCACAGGGGCAGAACUUGAGAGUUUGAAGGAGAAGUUGGGGCAAGUAGUACGUUCACUGGGUCAAAUUUCACCUACUAUUGAAACCAUAUACUAUAAGGUGCCUUUUGAAGAGGUUCCUGAUCUUGUAGCUGGCCGGAGAGUAUUUAUACAGAAAGGGAAUGCCUUUGUUGCUGGCAGUCAGUUGGUUUCUCUUGUUGUCACACAAUUUCGAUCUCAUAUAUCAAAAGCCCUCAUCCUGACAAACAGAAAAUGGACAACUACUAUUCGAGAACGAGAAAAAGACAGACUAACUCCAAUAGUAGAAGGGUUAUCUUCAAGCUACUUGGGUCCAGAUUAUUCUCAGUCAAAUGAGUACGCUGACAUAUCACUUAAGGAUAUUGAUCAAGUUGCCAAGAGUUCCUUCCCCCUUUGUAUGAGGCAUCUAUUUGAAAAACUUCGAGAAGAUCACCAUCUAAAACAUGGAGGAAGAAUGCAACUGGGUCUUUUCUUGAAGGGUGUGGGUUUGAAGCUCGAAGACGCCCUAGCAUUUUGGAGAGCAGAAUUCACUAAAAAGGUUGGCUCUGAGAAAUUUGAUAAAGAGUAUGCAUAUUCCAUUCGCCAUAACUAUGGAAAGGAAGGCAAGAGAACGGAUUAUACCCCUUAUGCUUGUCAAAAGAUAAUCUCAUCUGCUCCUGGUGUUGGGGAUCAUCAUGGCUGUCCUUAUCGACAUUUCAGUGAUGAUAACCUGAGAGCAGCACUUGGUAGAAUGGGACUGAGUUCUCGUGGAAUGGAAGACGUAAUGGAUAAAGUGCGGAACAAACAUUAUCAGCUUGCAUGCACAAUGACCUUUGAAGCUGUUUAUGGUACAACGUGUGACGCUGGUAUCAACCAUCCGAACCAAUACUUCGAGGAGAGUCAGAAGAUUUUGAAACCCAAGACGCCAACUGCUCCGGUCUAA